UUUCAGCUGAUUGCGCUUAUCUACCCCUCGUCCCCACCUCCGGUCCAUCUUAGGUCGCGAAAGCUUCACAAACAACCCGGAGAACAAGUAUUCGCCAUGGCCGAUCUACAGGGCCGCAAGAUCUUUAAGGUCUUCAAUCAGGAUUUCAUCGUUGAUGAGCGGUACACGGUUACCAAGGAGCUGGGCCAAGGAGCUUAUGGCAUUGUCUGCGCGGCCGUCAACAAUCAAACGAACGAGGGCGUUGCCAUCAAGAAGGUCACCAAUGUCUUUAGCAAGAAGAUCCUGGCCAAGCGCGCUCUGCGCGAGAUCAAGCUUCUGCAGCACUUCAGGGGCCACCGCAACAUCACUUGUCUGUACGAUAUGGACAUACCGCGACCGGACAACUUCAACGAGACAUAUCUUUACGAGGAGCUAAUGGAAUGCGACUUGGCUGCUAUUAUCCGGUCUGGGCAGCCGCUCACUGAUGCCCACUUCCAAUCGUUCAUCUACCAGAUCCUCUGCGGUCUGAAGUACAUCCAUUCGGCGAAUGUGCUGCACCGCGAUCUCAAGCCGGGCAACCUGCUUGUUAAUGCCGAUUGCGAGCUGAAGAUCUGCGAUUUCGGCCUCGCGCGCGGCUUCUCGAUUGAUCCCGAAGAGAACGCCGGGUAUAUGACCGAGUACGUCGCAACGAGAUGGUAUCGUGCGCCCGAAAUCAUGCUCAGCUUCCAGAACUAUACCAAAGCCAUCGACGUGUGGUCAGUAGGCUGCAUCCUUGCCGAGCUGCUCGGCGGCCGCCCGUUCUUUAAGGGCCGCGACUAUGUCGACCAACUCAACCAGAUCUUGCACAUCCUUGGCACGCCCAACGAGGAGACGCUCUCGCGCAUCGGCUCACCCCGCGCCCAGGAAUAUGUCAGAAACUUGCCUUACAUGGCGAAGAAGUCGUUCCCGUCGCUCUUCCCGAACGCCAACCCAGACGCCUUAGACCUACUGGACCGCAUGCUUGCGUUCGAUCCGUCGCGCAGAAUCUCGGUUGAGGCCGCGCUCGAGCACCCGUACCUCGCCAUCUGGCACGACGCCAGCGAUGAGCCGGACUGCCCGGCUACAUUCAACUUCGACUUUGAAGUGAUCGAGGACGUCAACGAAAUGCGCAAGAUGAUCCUUGACGAGGUCUUCCGGUUCCGACAACUGGUGCGCACCGCUCCCGGCUCGGGCGGUCACGGCGCCCCGGGCCAGCAACCCGUGGCGGCGCCGGUACCUCUGCCCGCCAAUGGCGCUCCCCAUCAGUGGACUGCGGAGGACCCCAGACCGCAGGAGUACGGGGCCGUGCAGGGGCUGGAGGCUGAGCUGGGUGGCAGAUGAGGAGUCUGCUACCCUGACUUUGGACUCGCUGCCGCUGCCAAGGCGCUCCUUGAUAAGUGGAACGUGGAUAAAGGCACGCUAAAGGUGUCCCAAUUCGAGG
Chaetomium strumarium is the source of this 1438-nucleotide messenger RNA. RefSeq names its product kinase-like domain-containing protein. NCBI's taxonomy places the organism in Eukaryota, Fungi, Ascomycota, Sordariomycetes, Sordariales, Chaetomiaceae. Gene Ontology annotation, molecular function: MAP kinase activity; ATP binding. The record is from RefSeq and is a predicted model, not a curated record. Gene Ontology annotation, biological process: protein phosphorylation; intracellular signal transduction. Gene Ontology annotation, cellular component: nucleus; cytoplasm. Bases 97 to 1338 code for a protein of 413 amino acids. The transcript is spliced from 5 exons.